Molecule: messenger RNA, 972 nt
Organism: Phacochoerus africanus (Common warthog)
Lineage: Eukaryota; Metazoa; Chordata; Mammalia; Artiodactyla; Suidae
Product: mitoferrin-1-like
Biological process (GO): iron import into the mitochondrion
Cellular component (GO): mitochondrial membrane
Molecular function (GO): ferrous iron transmembrane transporter activity
Source: RefSeq, a predicted model, not a curated record
GAUGGGGACACCUGAGUCAUUGGCAGCUGCAGGGACACCAGGUCAGAGGACUACAAGAACCUGCUGUCCAGAGCCUCUUUAUCCACCCACAUGACAGCUGGAGCAAUGACCAGGAUCCUGGAACACUGGGUCAUGUACCCAGUAGACUCAGUGAAGACAUGAAUGCAGAGUUUGAAUCCAGAUCCCAAAGCCCAUUACACAAGGGUCUACGGAGCCCUCAAGAAAAUCGUAUGGACUGAAGGCUUCUGGAGACCUUUGCGAGGCUUCAAUGUGAUGAUAAUGGGUGAGGGGCUGGUGCACGCCAUGUAUUUUGCCUUCUAUGAAAACAUGAAAAGGACUUUAAAUGCUGCUUUCCACCAUCAAGGGAAUAGCCACCUAGCAAAUGGGAUAGCUGGGAGUAUGACCACCCUGCUCCAUGAUGCAGUAAUGAAUCCAGCAGAAGUGGUGAAACAGCACAUGAAGAUGUACCACUCGCUGCACUGGUCAGCCCUUAGCUGCAUCAGGACAGUUUGGGGGACUGAGGGCUUGGGGGCCUUCUACCAGAGUUACACCAUGAAGCUGACCAUGAACAUUCCCUUCCAGUCCAUCUGCUUCAUCACCUAUGAGUUCCUGCAGGAGCAGAUCAACCCUUACCAGGUCUACAACCCAAAGUCCCACAUCAUCUCAGGUAGGCUGGUUGGGGCCCUGGCUGCAGCUGCCACCACCACCCUGGACAUCUGCAAGACCCUCCUCAACCCUCCUCUCACUCAGGAGAACAUGGCCCUCAGUCUGGCCAAUAUUAGCGGUCAGCUGUUGGGCAUGGCUAAUGCCUUCCAGACAGUGUACCAGCUCAAUGGGCUGCCUGGCUACUUCAGAGGCAUACAGGCCCAGGUCAUCUACCAGAUGCCCUCCAUGGCCAUCUCCUGGUCCAUCUAUGGGUUCUUCAAGUACUUCCUUACCAAGCACAAGCUGGAGAAUCGAACUCUGUACUAA